UAAUGUCUUUCCUACACCUUGUGUGAUCAAUUAUCCAACCGGAGUGAUUAGGGCGGUUAGAGAUGCACAAGAAUUCGUUUCACGAAUUUCAUAUUAACAAUGCUUACUUGAACAAGAUGUGUUGCAAUGAAUCUCAUGUUUGUUCUAUGGAGCCACAUUUCUCCCCUUGUGCUCUGCAGGAGAGCAGUUUUACGUGGAGACAACAUGCUGAAGAAAAUUCAUCAAAAUAUUAUGAAGGCCAUAUGUGGAACUUUCAAAAACUCUCUCAACAUCCCUAUUCAUCCUCUGCUGGUGUCAGCCACUCCGCGAAUGAAACGACAAAAUCCUUGGACCGGGCGAAUGCAACGGAAAGAGACGAGGGGUGCAAGCUGUCAACUUCCUGCUUUUCAACCAAGAAGUACCCUUGGAUGAGAGAGACACAUACACCUAUAAGCUUCAGCUCCAUUAACGUCGUGGAAUCAGGUGAUUCCAGGUACAGCAGUGGUGAUGUACAGGAUAGCGGCUGUUCUAAUAGUAAACGGGCACGUGCAGCAUUCACCUCCUCCCAGCUGCUCGAGCUGGAGAAGGAGUUUCACUUCAGCGCUUACCUGUGCCGCAACCGGAGACUUGAAAUGGCUGUGCUGCUGAAGCUCACUGACCGCCAGAUUAAAAUCUGGUUCCAAAACCGUCGUAUGAAGUAUAAGAAAGAUCACAAAGAAAAGUCAAUGGCAAAGUCCUCUUACUCCUACCUGGAAACAGGUAACCAGCCCUUUGUGAUUAGUGGCACCACAGUGGAUCCUCCAGUGCCAUUAAAAUUCCAAUACCACUAUGAGAGACCAUCAAUGUCUGGUAUGAACUGUGCCCAGAACCACUGGUGAAACUACAGGAAGUCCAACAACCAGGUUCUCCAACACAAAAUCACAAUUCACAUCAAUGGUGGAAAUGACUGAAUCCUCUUGGAUAUGUGAAAUGCAAAUUCUUCACAAAAUAUGUACCUGUUCUGUCACUGACCAGUUAUUUCCCGCAUUAUAACUCUCUCUGACAUGAUUCAUAUUUAAGGACAUUGAAGAUUUAUUGCCCCUACAUGACGAUUUAUAUGAAAAUUUAAGUUCAAUAGCCAAGUUCGCUCUGAACCAGAUUACAUGUUAUCAGCUAGUACAUGGUAAAUCAGAGUUAGUCUCCACUGUGCAUAAACUGCUGUAGUAAUAUCUUUGCAAAGCGCCAAGAUUUAUUGCGCACAGAUCCAGGCUCACUUGUACAAGUUUAUCUCUUGGGCACAGAAAAUACAAUUUAAAAAGGGCAUUCAAGACUUUGAAUGGUCAUUAACAUCCGCUCAACUUUUGUAAGUGCACAACAUAUUUUUAUUGCUCCCAAAAUGAUAUGCUAUUUUUCCCAUGGCAUGUGCUGACACUCCUAACUUGGAAUGUUGUUGAUUAUAAUGGCCAGAAAUGUUCAAACAUUCAACCCAUGUUGAAUAAUGAUGUGUUCUCCUAUUGACUGAGUUUGACUUUACGCAAAGUUUUGUUUUCCUGUUUAUACUGAAAGUACUGUUCAUUUGAAUCUGAAUUCAUGGUGUUUUGACUGACAAAUGAAUAAAGCAAUAACACAGGAAACAAAACACUGUCACAAUGCUACGUCAUUGUCAGAAUUCUUGCUUUGAUAAUGUUUUGAUUUGAUUUUUGAAAGUGUGAACAUGCCAGAGUUGCAAUGCAAAAUAUGUUCAUAAUUCUAGUUCUUACCACUUUUAGUGUACUUCAGUCAUAUCUGAUUAAAAGCAUGCUUUUUGA
Molecule: messenger RNA, 1766 nt
Organism: Sinocyclocheilus grahami
Lineage: Eukaryota; Metazoa; Chordata; Actinopteri; Cypriniformes; Cyprinidae
Product: homeobox protein Hox-C3a-like
Exons: 3
Coding region: 63-857 (264 amino acids)
Biological process (GO): embryonic skeletal system morphogenesis; anterior/posterior pattern specification; regulation of transcription by RNA polymerase II
Cellular component (GO): nucleus
Molecular function (GO): RNA polymerase II cis-regulatory region sequence-specific DNA binding; DNA-binding transcription factor activity, RNA polymerase II-specific
Source: RefSeq, a predicted model, not a curated record